UUCCUCACCCAAAGUCCUAUUCAAUCAUCAGCAUCAUGUCCGAACAGCUGACUCUAUACCUUCACAAGCCCUUUAGCCAAAAGGUCGAACUGGCUCUUAUCGAAGCUAAUGCACCCUACAGAGGGUACCAUGUCGAUCUAGUCAACAAACCAGAGUGGUUUACUAGCAAAGUGAACCCGGUUGGCAAGGUGCCCACUGUAACAUACGGGGGACCCAGUGUCGACCCCGAGGAACCUUCGUCCUUGUCCGCUAAAAUCACGGAAUCAAAUGUCAUCCUUGAGUUCUUGGCGGACCUUUAUCCAGAUUCUGGGCUCCUGCCGAAUGAUCCUGUUUUACGUGCCAAAGUCCGUUUCUUCAUUGAUGCGAGCACUAAACAGGUCGAGGGCCCGCUUUACGAUUUCCUCCGAGGGCACGGGUCAUAUGAAAAUGUCCUGAAAGGCAUUGAAUUUGUUCAGGGUCUUCUCGAGGAGAGUGGAGAUUUCGCAGUUGGAGAUCGUUAUCACCAUUGCAGAUGCCUGCAUCUCUCCGCACCUCGCAAGGCUCAAGAUCAUCACCUGAGACUGACAUAGGUAAAGUACCCGCACUGGCACCUUUUCCGAAGAAGUUGACCCUGAUUAAUUGAACUAGGCCAAUUCCCUGUCGGUUUG
Messenger RNA from Suillus subalutaceus, 647 nucleotides. RefSeq lists its product as uncharacterized. The transcript has 4 exons. The record is from RefSeq and is a predicted model, not a curated record. The coding region runs from base 36 to 569 and encodes 177 amino acids. Gene Ontology annotation, cellular component: cytoplasm. NCBI's taxonomy places the organism in Eukaryota, Fungi, Basidiomycota, Agaricomycetes, Boletales, Suillaceae.